Trichomycterus rosablanca is the source of this 2285-nucleotide messenger RNA. RefSeq names its product deltaC (gene dlc). The transcript has 10 exons. Lineage: Eukaryota; Metazoa; Chordata; Actinopteri; Siluriformes; Trichomycteridae. Bases 1 to 2025 code for a protein of 674 amino acids. Gene Ontology annotation, biological process: cell communication; Notch signaling pathway; multicellular organism development. Gene Ontology annotation, molecular function: calcium ion binding; Notch binding. The record is from RefSeq and is a predicted model, not a curated record. Gene Ontology annotation, cellular component: plasma membrane.
AUGAGAUUUGUUAUCAUCCAUUUAAAAAAUCUUUAUUGCUUGUGGUCCAUCAGCAUCUUGCAGUUAUACUCUUCGUCCGGAGUGUUCGAACUUAAAGUGCACUCGUUCACCAGCUCGCAGAGUGUGUGUCAAAGUGGGCAGGAGUGUCGGAUCUUCUUUCGUGUGUGUUUGAAACACGCACAGGAUGUGAUUCUGCCCGAACCGCCGUGCACGUACGGGGCAGGACUGUCUGAAAUCGUCGGGGCCGAGCAGAACUCCAUCUCCGGGAGCGCGCCCAUCCGAGUGCCCUUCGGCUUCAAGUGGCCGGGAACAUUUUCAUUGAUCAUUGAAGCAUGGAAUGCUGAAUCCUCAUCCAACCAGUCCACAGAAAACCAGAACGAUCUGAUCAGCCGCUUGGCCUCCAAAAGAAGCUUGGCAGUUGGGGAGAACUCCUCUCAGCAUGAACUACUGGAGCAGACCGAACUGCGAUACUCCUAUCACGUACUGUGCGACGAGUUAUACUACGGCGAGAGCUGCUCCGACUACUGCCGGCCACGGGACGACACCUUCGGCCACUACAGCUGCGACUCCUCGGGCCAGAGGAUCUGCAAUGCCGGAUGGAAGGGCAAAUACUGCGCAGAACCCAUCUGCCUGCCUGGCUGCAGCGACGAGCACGGUUACUGUGAGACCCCCGGUGAGUGCAAGUGUCGCUCGGGGUGGCAGGGCCCCCUCUGUGACGAGUGCCAGCACCAUCCCGGAUGUGUCAAUGGGAUAUGCAACCAGCCAUGGCAGUGCAUCUGCAAGGAAGGCUGGGGUGGCCUGUAUUGCGACCAGGAUUUAAACUACUGUACUAACCACAAGCCCUGCAAGAAUGGUGCCACAUGCACCAACACGGGCCAAGGGAGCUAUACCUGUACCUGCAAGCCUGGCUUCAGCGGCACCAAGUGUGAAAUCGAGAUCAACGAGUGUGACAGCAAUCCGUGCAAGAAUGGGGGCAGCUGCAAUGACCUGCUGAACGACUACUCGUGCACAUGCCCUCAGGGCUUCUAUGGCAAGAACUGCGAAGUGAGUGCCAUGACCUGUGCUGAUGGUCCAUGCUUCAAUGGAGGAACCUGCAUGGAGUCUACAACCGGGAGCUACUCCUGCCGUUGCCCGCCUGGUUACAUGGGCCUCAACUGUGAGAAGAAAAUUGACCGGUGCAGCAGCGACCCCUGUGCUAAUGGUGGCCAUUGCCUCGACCUGGGUCACACUCUCAUGUGCCGAUGCCGCCCUGGAUUCAAAGGCCCUCGCUGCGAGAUCAACAUCGACGAGUGUGCCCGCAACCCAUGCCGCAAUGCUGGAACCUGCGUUGAUGGAAUCAACGAUUACACCUGCAAGUGCACGUUGGGCUUCACGGGCAAGGACUGCGGCGUUCGUUCCGAUGCCUGCGGCCUCUCUCCCUGCAGGAACGGAGGCACCUGCUACACCCACUUCAGCGGCCCCGUGUGUCAGUGUCCGCCGGGCUUCAUGGGCCUGCACUGCCAGUACAGCCAGCCUCCGACUCGGGCGCCUACCUCUCGCCAGACCGAAGGCGUGAGUUUCUCCGCAGCCCUGGCCGUCUCCUUCACCCUGGGUCUGAUCACGCUGGCCCUCGUGCUGUGCGCCGCCGUCAUCCUGCUUCGUCAGAUGAGACGCGGGGCUAAACCCGUGUCCACCUCCGUGCGCAACGACCUGGACUCUAUUAACAACCGCAACUCCAUGAUCUGUAACACUCAGGCCGGCUGCAAGGAGAAGGAGGCGUUUCUUAUUCCCGGAGCCCCGUACAAGGUGUCUAACAAGGACGUGGCGCUCAAUUCAGGUCUGGAGGACAAGGCCAACAACAAGCAGAUGAUGGUAGACUACAAUCUGGCCAAAGAUGAGAAGCUUACGAAGGACAAGCUAGACCUAAAAAAAUCUGAGACCAGUAUACUGAUUCCUCAGUUGUGCUACCCUAGAGAAGAUCUCUAUCAUCCUGUAUACAUCAUUCCUGAACAAAUGGAACCACGUGUAUUUGCUACUGAGGUUUAACAGUAUUGUCAAAUCUGGAGCACCUCAAUCCCACCCAGGCGUCGCCUGAUCAUGUUUACAAGUGAAGAGUAUAUAUUAUAGUUAUGUAUAUUAUUUAAUAUUUAUUAAUGCUGCUAAAAUGAAAGGACUGCUAAGCAAGACGAGCUGAACGGAUGAAAUGGGGAGGAAUCACCAGCGUUAUUUGCACUAUUUUUUUAAUGCAGAUACACACACACACACACACACACACACAUAUGUAUAUAUAUAUGUAUAGUGCCACC